UAGCUCAGCGGGAGGGGGCCAAGCGCCGGGGCCGCCUCGGGGGCGACCAGGCCCGGAACCGCGUCGCCCCCACCGGGGCCUGUGCCCGUAAGGGGGCCCGGUGGAAGUUGGUUAAACCGUUACAAGAGGCUCAGCCUCAUCCACGCGCGGGGUUCUCCUCCCCCUGUGUGGGGGGGGUGGAUUUCAGGGGGGCUGGGGAGAACAUAAACCGGGGUCUGGAUCCGCCGGUACCGGGAGGGGCCGCGGGGCACCGCUUCCCGCCGCGCUCUUCAAUUUGCGGCGCUGUCGUAAAGGCCGCGGAUCUGGGCGCCCGCUUUACGGCCCGAGGUCGGGUUCCCCGCUCUGAUUGGUUCCGCCGGGGCCGCGCCUCCCUCUGAUUGGCUCCGCCGCGGCGGCGCUGCCUUCUGAUUGGCCCCGCGCGGGGCCAGGGGCGGUUUGAGCGGCAGCGCCCGGCGCGGCGGCGGCUCCGCGGCUCCGGCACGAUGCUGCCCUUAUCCUUGCUGAAGACGGCUCAGAACCACCCUAUGCUGGUGGAGCUGAAAAACGGGGAGACGUACAACGGGCACCUGGUGAGCUGCGACAACUGGAUGAACAUCAACCUGCGGGAGGUCAUCUGCACAUCCCGGGAUGGAGACAAGUUCUGGAGGAUGCCCGAGUGCUACAUUCGUGGCAGCACCAUCAAAUACCUGCGUAUCCCCGACGAAAUAAUUGACAUGGUGAAAGAAGAGGUGGUGUCCAAGGGCAGAGGCCGCGGCGGGAUGCAACAGCAGAAGCAACAAAAGGGCCGUGGUGUUGGAGGUGCCGGACGAGGUGUGUUUGGUGGCCGUGGCCGAGGAAUCCCAGGCAGUGGAAGGGGCCAGCAGGAAAAAAAGCCGGGCAGACAAUCGGCGAAGCAAUGAAGAGGGUGUCUGCACCCCCCACACCCCCCCCCGGGGGACAGCACUGCGACACCCCUUGGGGUUUUUAUUUUUCUCACCUCAGGAUUGCCAUGUGUUCAAAAGCGUUACCUUUUCUACUCUUCCGUCAGUCCAUCGGUGCCCGAAUCUCACCUCUUUGGAAGCCCCUGGCGAUGAUUUAAUCUGGUAAAGUGGGAGUUAUUCACACUCCUGGUAGUAAGUCAUUGGAAAUAUUUAAACGUAAUCAUUCACGGUUAAGGACUUAGGUUCUGCCUUCUCCUCAGAGGUGAAAGCGCUAUUUAAUUUUUCAGGAUCACCGGGUUUAAUUUAAAAGAUUAUCCUGUACCGUGGUACAAGAACGAAGGCAAAAACACUUUCUGGAUUGUUUGGAUUAUUAUUUUUUUCUUUUUUUUUUCUUUUUUUUUUAUACUUGAAACUUGGGAAACUUGUUGCAUUUGUAACAGAUGCGAGUGUUUGGGUUUAAAAACACUGAACUUGAGGAUAUUGGAUCUUUACGGGAGUAGUCUUAAGGGUUUGGGUUUGUGGUUUUUUUUUUAAAAAAGAAAACAACAAAACAACAAACUUUUAAGCUAUUGCUCAUCUUCUGUUCCUGGCCAGUUGCUUCCGUCGCUCUCCUACGGCUUAAGGGAGAAUUUGGGAUGAACAUGGGCCUUCAAGGCUUGUUCCCAAGAGAGCUUUGUGAUAAAUGAGGGUUUCCCAAUUAGCCUCUUACUAAUUUGACUUCAGAUUAGAAGCUUCCUUUAAAGGUUUUCCAUAUUUCCUUGUGGAAGGCUGGGCUGCCCCUUACCCUUUACGUUGGGGUGGGGUUGGUGGUUCUUUUUUUUUGCCUGAAAAGCAACCAAAGCAUCGAGUUGAAGUGAUUUAUUUUCCCCUCCGCUUUGAAAACUCUCUCCCUUGUGCCCCUGAAGGCACGAAACCCUGAACUCGGACAGUAUUUCUCAAGCUUCUUUCUUCUGGUACCUAGUGAUUGGCUUCACUACACCUACUUAUCAUUUCCUUUCCUAAUCACCCCAUUAUCUUUCCUUGGGGCCACGGAGCAGUGUCCCUCCCGUAGGUUUAAGAAAGCUCCUGGGAAUUCCCAGCUCGGGUUGCUCCAGUCUUCCAUCCCAUGGGGUGCAGUGCCCAAAAUGCACCCCCAAAAUAUCCUGGCUGAUCUGAAUUGGGGAACCGGGGGGAAGAAAGAAGCUCUGGCUGUGCCUCGGCCCCCAGAAUGGAUGAAAUAGCUCAAUUUUAGGAGAAAAGCUGAUAUUGUGAUUUGUUCUGAACAGGUUUUUUGGUUUGGUAUUGGUUUUUUGGUGGUGUUUUUUUUUCUUUUCACAAGUGAUUCCCAUACCGAAGCCUACUCUCUGCCAUCGCCACUGUAUGGAAAAAAAAAAAAAAGAUGAGUGAAGAACAUGCUUUUAUAUAUACUUAUUUUUUUAAUGUUUAUAGAACGCAGUGGUGAGUAGGAAUAAAUGGCCGACCUGUA
Molecule: messenger RNA, 2385 nt
Organism: Calidris pugnax (ruff)
Lineage: Eukaryota; Metazoa; Chordata; Aves; Charadriiformes; Scolopacidae
Gene: LSM4
Product: LSM4 homolog, U6 small nuclear RNA and mRNA degradation associated
Exons: 6
Coding region: 483-899 (138 amino acids)
Biological process (GO): P-body assembly; nuclear-transcribed mRNA catabolic process; mRNA splicing, via spliceosome
Cellular component (GO): P-body; spliceosomal tri-snRNP complex; U6 snRNP
Molecular function (GO): U6 snRNA binding
Source: RefSeq, a predicted model, not a curated record